Messenger RNA from Merops nubicus (carmine bee-eater), 1270 nucleotides. Its product is annotated as striatin-like. Gene Ontology annotation, molecular function: protein phosphatase 2A binding; armadillo repeat domain binding; calmodulin binding. Gene Ontology annotation, cellular component: dendrite. The record is from RefSeq and is a predicted model, not a curated record. The annotation marks the transcript as partial. The transcript is spliced from 11 exons. Lineage: Eukaryota; Metazoa; Chordata; Aves; Coraciiformes; Meropidae.
AUGGCAACCCUGGGAGGGAGCGACGGGGACUCUGCCUCCGUGGCGGGGACCCCCGCGGAGCCCAGCGCUGCUGGUGCCUCCUCGUCCCAGCAAGUGACAGAGCUGUGGAGCUCUGCUGCCUCUGGGCUGGCUAAGCUUGGAAGGCGUGCCAGAGUGGCCCAGGCACAAGUGCAGAACAGUGUUGGAGAUGAUUCAAAGCAGAAGCGACCCUCCUUUGCUCUCCUACUCCCUCAGGCCCAGAUCGCUUUUCUUCAAGGUGAAAGGAAAGGACAAGAAAAUCUGAAGAAGGAUCUGGUGCGAAGAAUCAAAAUGCUGGAAUAUGCACUUAAACAGGAAAGGGCUAAAUAUCACAAAUUAAAAUAUGGUACAGAAUUGAAUCAGGGAGAUAUGAAACCACCAAACUAUGAUUCUGAUGAAGGGAAUGAGACAGAAAUUCAGCCACAACAGAACAGUCAGCUAAUAUGGAAACAAGGACGACAGCUGCUAAGACAGUAUCUGCAAGAAGUGGGCUACACUGACACGAUAUUGGAUGUGAAGUCAAAACGAGUACAAGCUUUACUGGGCCUCCCAAGAGAUGCUUCAGAGAAGGAAAACAGAAAUCAAGAGCCGAUGGUAAAUGGCACAGAGGGGCAGGUCAAAGAAAACGCCAUGAUCGGGAAACCUGAAUUGACUGACUCUGCCUCUCUGCUAGAGACCUUCAAGUUUCUUGAAAAUGCAGCUGCAGACUUCAGUGAUGAAGAAGAUGAAGAAGAUAUUGAAGGAAGAGAGAAAACUAUCAUUGAUACUGCAACAAUUGUGAGGAAAAGGGUGCUAUCUGACAGCAGUGAAGACAGAGAUACAGAAGAAGCUUUGAAAGAGUUUGACUUUUUGGUUACCUCAGAUGAAGGUGAUGGGGAUUCGAGAAGUUCAGGCGAUGGAACAGAUUGGGAAAAGGAAGACCAGUGUCUCAUGCCUGAAGCUUGGAAUGUCGACCAGGGAGUAAUAACCAAACUCAAGGAACAAUACAAAAAGGAGCGCAAGGGGAAAAAGGGGGUGAAGAGAAAAACUACCGAAGAUAUGUUUCAGCCUCAAUCCUAUAUAAAACAGUCAAAACAGGGAUGUGGGAAAAUGAUGGAGCAAAGCACAGGGCCCAACAGGUCAAAGCUACAAGAUAUGCUUGCAAACUUGAGAGAUGUUGAUGAUCUGCCUUCAUUACAGCCAUCUGUUGCACCUUCUUCUAGGCCAAGUAGCUCAAGGCUCAUUGAACACGAGAUAAACAGGACAGAUGAAG